Sesamum indicum (sesame) is the source of this 2452-nucleotide messenger RNA. The record is from RefSeq and is a predicted model, not a curated record. Lineage: Eukaryota; Viridiplantae; Streptophyta; Magnoliopsida; Lamiales; Pedaliaceae.
CCCCACCUCCACACACACAAGUGAUAUAUCAAACUCAUAGACAGCUCUAUACAUACAUUUAUAGAAUAUACACAAAGAUUGUAUGUAUAUGUAUGUGAAUUAAUUUCUUGAGAUAUAUAGAUAUAUAUAUACACCCACAGAGAGAGAGAGAGAGAGGAGAGAGAGAGAGAGAUAAUGAAAAGUGAAGGGGUGAUGAGGGUUGGUGUUGAUAUGAGCAUAUAGCUCACGCAGAUCAAGAACACUUGCAGAGAUUGGAGGGUGGUAACCAAAGAAGUGUGAAAGGUAGUUUGUCAACUUUGUCUUUGAGCUGCAGGGAAUCAUUCAUUUUUUCUUUUUUAAUAUUUGUUUUGGUGGAGUGAAGAAAGAUGAAUAGCAGAGGCAGGAGGAGCAGUUUGCAGUCUGUGAAGGCAUCUCUGAAGCAAGAAAAAGAAAAAGGGGAAAUGCAGGGUAUCAGGAUAAUGAAUGCUGAGAAACCUACGACGGGCCGUCGUCGAGGCUCGAUCAGGGAAAGAAAGAUGGCGUUGCAGCAAGAUGUUGAUAAGCUAAAGAAGAAGCUCAGACACGAGGAGAAUGUUCAUCGAGCUUUGGAGAGGGCUUUUACCAGGCCGUUGGGAGCUCUUCCUCGCCUACCGGCUUAUCUUCCGCCCGAUACACUCGAGCUUCUUGCUGAAGUUGCUGUUUUGGAAGAAGAAGUUGUUCGGCUUGAAGAAAAGAUUGUGCAUUUCAGGCAAGGACUAUAUCAGGAAGCCAUCUACAUUUCAUCGUCGAAGAAGAACAUGGACAAUUCUGCUGAUUUAUGUGAUCCUGGUCAGAUUAACGAUCUGAAACGGAAAGAAUCCAAAUUGUUACUUCAAACUGAGGCCAAUUCUUCAGCAAUUAUUGGGAAGAAUCCAUCUUCCCUUUCUGAUGAAAGGAGGGGAAAGGAGAACCAGUCAAGUACCAAUUCCUCGAAAAAUAAGCAGCAAUCGCCAAGUUCAAAAGUUCAAACAGUUCGCACUCCAAUAAAGAGGGCUCCCAUUGAAUGCAGAGCAGCUGAUAAACGUUUAGAUCCUCAAAAAUUACAGUUGGAAAGUCGUUUAAAAACAGACCAUGAGAGUUCAGAAGAGUGGAAUCCUGUCAGCCGAGAGGAAAUAUCAUCAGUAGACGACAGUCCAAACAAAAUUUCUGAGAACAUUCUGAAAUGCUUAAUGAACAUUUUCUUGAGAAUGAGCUCCAAGAAGAGUAGGAGUACUGCAGAAUCUUUAUAUUCACUCUCCAAGCUGAAUUCUUCAGAAACCUUCACGUAUACGGAGUUUAGUGAUCCUUACAGUAUAUGUUCGAAGUUCGGAAAGAGAGAUAUUGGUCCAUAUAAGCAUUUAUUUGCUAUUGAAGCUACCUCUAUCAAUCCAAACAAGACAACGAUAUCUGUUUUCCUAGUUCAAAGAUUAAGGCUUCUACUUGAGAAACUUGCAUCGGUUGAUUUGAAGGACCUCACCCACCAAGAAAAGCUAGCUUUCUGGAUGAACAUCUACAAUUCAUGCAUGAUGAAUGCAUUUAUUGAGUAUGGCAUUCCAGAGAGUCCUGAAAUGGUUGUCGCCCUGAUGCAAAAGGCGACAGUGAAUGUUAGUGGACACAUUCUAAAUGCAAUAACAAUCGAACAUUUCAUAUUGAGAUUGCCAUAUCACUCAAAAUAUACUUUCUCGAAGGGUGGAAAGUACGAUGAGAUGACGGUCCGCAGCAAGUUUGGCUUGGCAUUGUCUGAACCAUUAGUAUCGUUCGCACUCUCUUGUGGAAGCUGGUCUUCGCCUGCUGUUCGCGUGUACACUGCGUCCCAAGUUGAGAACGAGCUCGAGAAUGCCAAAAGAGAGUACUUACAAGCAGCAAUUGGCAUUUCGACGACCAAAAAAGUUAUAGCCAUCCCGAAACUACUGGACUGGUACCUUCUCGACUUUGCAAAGGACAUCGAGUCGUUGCUGGACUGGAUAUGCCUCCAACUACCAUGUGAACUCGGAAAAGAAGCAAUGAAGUGCCUCGAGCGGUGGAAAGACGAGCCUCUCCAGCAGUCCCUCCAGAUAAUGCCGUACGAGUUUAGCUUCAGAUAUCUCCUGCACACAUGAAUAAGAUUUGUAAAGGGGAUCCAACAGAUCUAUCAUUAAAGCAGUUUAGGUGUGAAUGGAGACAUGCCAUCUGCUCUGGCUGCCUUAUCAUUGAAUUUUUGGCAAAUCUGUUUCUCCAACUGACAACAUUAAUGUGGGUUCUUAAUAGAAGCUUAGGAUGGAACAAAGACAAGAACAUAGAGGGAAGUAAUUUUGAGUGAACGCUUUUGUCUUUCCAUUUAUUUUUGGCAAUUCUUGGGUUUUUAUUUUUACUUUUGGGUUAAUUGCACUUUGACCCCCUUUGAAAUGCGACAUUAUACUCUCCUCCAAAGAAGUUGUGAAAUUAAACUUACACCCCUUUGGAAAUUUUCCAUUUA